Anthonomus grandis grandis is the source of this 1672-nucleotide messenger RNA. Its product is annotated as N-acetyl-D-glucosamine kinase. Lineage: Eukaryota; Metazoa; Arthropoda; Insecta; Coleoptera; Curculionidae. The transcript is spliced from 3 exons. Bases 477 to 1532 code for a protein of 351 amino acids. Gene Ontology annotation, molecular function: N-acetylglucosamine kinase activity. The record is from RefSeq and is a predicted model, not a curated record.
CGGUUUUAAUUUGUCGUCUUAGCUUCACUUCGGCCGUGUUUACGAUCGAAAUAAUGAGGAAAAUAUGAGGAAAGCCAAAGUUGUUUACGAGUUCACUCAGUUUUAUUACACAGUUCGAAAAGAGGACCGCAAUUAUCUCUGGGCGGAUGGUUCGUAUUAUACGGCAGUUUUCGACGGUUAAUUUGACGUGUUUCCAGAUUUGUUUAUCGUUAUAUUGGUUAGGAUAUUUUAUAAGUCAUCAAACAGAUUAAAGUCCAGUGAAUCAUCCUGAAAUAAAUACGUAAGAGUGCGACCUUUUGUAAGAGCCCCCUUCAUUACAAUACAAUUUGAUCGUGUCCGUCCUUCGCCUCUGUUCAGUGUUAAGUUAACAUUUCUUCAGCGGUUCAGUGGCUUUGUAACUUUCACUCGACAUGUGCCGGUAGUGCCGCGUGUUUAAAACAGAUUGCUAAAUAUUUUCUUUAAAAACUAAAAUUAAAAUGUCUGGCAGUGAAAUCAUAGCGGGAAUUGAAGGAGGUGCCUCUAAUACCACGACGGUCCUCCUAAAUCGUCAUGGGAAAAUCGUGGCCACCGCAAAAGGUGACAGCACCAAUCACUUCCUCAUAGGGAUGGAUGAGUGUCUGAAAAGACUGGCUGAAUUGAUAAAUCAAGCUAAGACCAUUGCCAAUAUUCCUUUGGAUACACCGAUAGCGGGAGCUGGAUUGUCGCUAAGUGGUGUUGAGGGGGAGGAAUCGAGGGUGGAAUUGUUAAAAGGGUUGCAAGAAAAAUACCCUAAUUUGGCGUCACAGUAUUGGAUCAGUUCAGAUACAGAGGGUUCGAUUGCUACUGUUAGUAGUAAUGGCGGUGUCGUCUGCAUAGCAGGUACUGGUUCCAACACAGUAGCCAUCAAUCCCGAUGGCACGAAAGUCCAAUGCGGAGGCUGGGGUCAUCUAUUAGGCGACGAAGGCAGUGCCUGGAACAUCUCCUGGACGGCAAUCAAGUACUGCUUUGAUUCUUUGGACGAUUUCCAGACGCCUCCUUAUUCGACCGACAAAAUCUGGCAAUUGGUCAGGCGUCAUUUUGACAUUCGGGACCAAUUUGAUAUCUUAAACUACUUUUACAACGACUUUAGCAAGAGUCGGAUAGCUUUGAUGUGCAAAAGUUUAGCCAAACUGGCCGAGGAGGGAGAUUUAUUAGCAAAAACGAUAUUUUCAAAAGCCGGCGGCGAUUUGGCUAAAGCGAUAACGGCGGUACAUAAGAAAGUGGCGGUCGAGCUCAAAAAUAAACCUGGAGGUUUACAAGUGAUUUGUGUGGGAUCGGUGUGGCUCAGUUGGAGUCUCUUACAGUCAGGCUUUGAGGCAUAUUUAGAGAAUAAUACUGAUAUUAAGCAGCUUACUUUGCUUAGGUUACAAACUGAGGGAGGCGUGGGAGCCGCCUAUAUGGCAGCCGAUAAGUUAAAUUUGGCUCUUGACAGAGCUUACGAGAAGAACUAUAAAGUGUUUUAUGUUUAUGGACAAGGAAAGUUGUGCAAUGGAAAUUCUUGUGAUAAGAAGUAAAUAAGACUUGAACAUUGCCCAAUUUUAGUGAUUUUGACUGAGGACUGCUUUUUCUACUUAUAAAGCUACUUUUUUAUAAAUAAACAUUGUAACGUGCCUAAUAAAAUAUAUCAUAUUAUUAUGUUUACCAUACCACAUAA